CGCCUUGUCAUAUGAGAAGCUAUUUUUUUUUUAGAAAAAUUUUUGGAUUUCUACCAAUAAAAAUAUUAAUUUAAAUAAUUAAAUAUCGAUAAUUAGCCGGUUUAAUUUAUCGCCGCCGAGCUUUUAUCAAUUUUUUUCUGUGACGGAAAUCAACGUAAACAGCCGAACGCUCCCCUCGAUCAAAAUACAAAAUAAUGUCCCUGAAGUGAUUGCAAAUAGUAAUAAUUAUAGAAAGUGAUUCCCUUGUGCCUAGUGAUUUUCGUUUAAAAUUAAUUCGAUGAUUAAUACGCGGUUUGUUUAGUUUUCAUAUCGGCGCCGCAAACCAGUGAGCCAGUUCGGACUGUCCGAAUUUCACACAUACCAAAUACAAUAAAAUCAAAAUAGUCCUUCCCCCCUAAAAAUGUUAUCUAUAAAUUAAUGAUCUCAUACUUUAAGUAAAUACAAUAAUUGUGUUGUUUGUCAGUAGCAGGGGAAGUAUAACAUGCUAGGAAAAUGAAGAAACAAUUUUUUCGAGUGAAGCAACUCGCUGACCAGACUUUUCUCAAGGCUGAAAAAAGUGAAGUUCUAAACCACGAAGAACUUCAACUAGCAGAUCAAAGAGUGGAUGUAUUACGUUCAGCUUUGGUAGCUGUGAACAAAAAAAUAUGUCCUAAUGGGCCAAUUAGCGAUAAGGAAAAACGAUUGAAAAAAUGUCUAGAAUACCAGAUUGGAUCAUCAUUUGUGGAAGAAGCAAGAGACGAAAAAGACUGCAUCCUUUUGCAGCAUGUUUUGAAGAUAUCUGGUAAUGCCGAACAAGAUUUAGCAAAAGAAUAUGCCGAACACGAAGCCAAAGUGGAAGAAAUGGUUUACGGUCCCUUACAAAAGGUGAUCGAAAACGAACUGCCCAGUAUUCUAAAGCAAAAGCACAAUUUGAAAAAAUAUUGCCUGGAUAAAGAUUCGGCCAGUAACAGGUAUCAGGCUACCAAGAAAGAGACCUUAAAAGAGGACAUGGAAGAAGCGGAAAGUAAAGUGGAACAAAGCCGAGAUGCCUUGGCCAUAGAAAUGUACAACUUAUUAGGCAGAGAAAACGAGCUGUCUUCUUACAUUUUACAAUUGCUCAAACUGCAAAGGGGCUACCACGAAAGUGCCUUGAAAAAUUUGGAAAAUAUUAUACCUCAACUAGAAAAAACUAUUGGCGAUAGUCCCGUUAAAAGGGUAUUUGGUGUAUCUUUGCAGGAACACUUGAGAGUGAAUGGUAGAAGAUUGGCUUAUCCUUUAGAAAUUUGCGUUACUGCUUUACAAGAACAUAGUAUGAGCGAAGAGGGAUUGUUCAGAAUAGCAGGAGGAUUAUCUAAAGUUAAAAGGUUAAAAGCUGCAAUUGACAGUGGAUGUUUUGCUUAUUUAAUACCUGAAUAUAAUGAUCAUCAUGUUCUUGCCAGUACUUUGAAAUCCUAUCUAAGAGAAUUACCAGAACCCUUGUUGACCUAUCAUUUGCACAAAGAGUGGGUGCAUUCGAUGCAAUACCCGGAUAAUCAAAAAGUAGAAGUAGUUAAGCAUUUAUUGAAUAAGUUACCUCAAGAAAACAAAGAUAAUUUAGCCUAUUUAAUACAGUUUUUGGCUAGGCUAACCGGUCACACUGAAAACAAAAUGUCUUCCUCUAAUAUAGCCAUAGUUAUGGCACCGAAUUUACUUUGGAACAAAAAUGAAGAAAUGAAUGUGAAUAUGGGUAAUUGUGUUACAAUAAAUAUGUUAGUGGAACUAUUGAUAAAGGAAGUCAAUCAGUUUUUCCCUGAUGAAAUUACAGGCCUUCUUACCAUUGCCGAUUUAUAUCAGGAUGAGGAACUAUUAAGACAUAAUGGAAAAUUCCCUCUAGAUCAUACAGACGCGACCAGUACAGAAAACCUAGUAGACAGUCCGAGGCCCAAUCUACGUAAAAAGAAACCGGCUGCGCCAGUACCACCCAAUGCAACCAAUCACCGAAACGAGUUUGAUCACAUGACAGAUAAACUGAGCAACAGUUACCCUUCUGGGAGUUCUACAUUGAAUCGACCUCCAAAACCGAAAGAACCUCCCGCCAAAAUGAGAACCAGUACCGGAGUUAAUACAGAAGAAAACGACCUUAGUCUGUCAAGGAAAAGAAGUUUUUCCAAGGACGACAUCAAAUUAGUUAAUAUUGCAGCCAGUAUAAGUCAAAAUGUUGUUCAAUCAACUGUUGUUGCUCAACCUCUAGUCAGCAAUGAUGUCAGUAAAGUAGGAUCAAAAUCUCCUCAUACUGUACUGGAGGAACCUGAACGUAAUUUUAAAACUACAGUGACGCAUCAUGUUGGAUCUUCUGCUAAUGAAGAGUCAAAUUCAAUUCCAAAACCGGUAGCAGCUCCAAGGCCGUCUCUUUUGUCUGAUGAACGUACUCCAUCUGGAAAUAUUUCACGCAAUCCUUCAAUACGCUCGAUGAGCGGUAGCGACAUUAUGAGCAAAUCAAACAACUCGGCUGAAUUCGGUGAUGUCCAAUUGAGACGAAAAGAGAUGCUGAACAAACCUGAAGUUCCCGCUAGGCCUUCGACUUUGAUGUCUGUAAAGAGAUCAUCUAUGGACAUUGAUCCGACGUUACAAAAGACACAGUGUUCCGUUUACAGUGUUGCCAACAAACAGCAACCAAGUAUAGUUAAUAUUCAAAAUAGGACUGAGAAAAUUCAGUUGGGACAUGACGUUAUGAUGGCUGAAAAAGAGAAGUUUUUAGGUCACUUCCCAGCUCCCCGUGCCAGCCUCGAAAACAAAUUCAAUGACAUAAAUUCGAACAGGGAUCGAUCAAGACCCACAUCCACAUCGGGCGAUAUGAAACCAACAAUACCACCAAAAUCGCCGAGUCUAAGUAAAUCGAAUGAAAAACUAGACAUCGCACGCUCAAAUGACCAACUAGAAAUGCUCAAGCCUCAGGACGAUAAUUUAUUCGAUAAAAUAAUGACGUCAAAGUCUUCGGAAAAAUUGAACGAGCUCAACGAGAAUCGGUUUUUGAACAAAGCUAGUCAUACCAGGACACGUUCGGACGGUAAUAUUAUGGAAUUGGGGUUACUGCACACGCCCCCUUCGCCUAGGAGUUUGAACAAGCCCACCGAACCGCCUCCGCCGCCUCCUGUAAUUAAAAAACCCGCACCUGAGAGUACAGACUUCUGAACUCCUUCCCAAAAUGUGAUGCUAAACUUAGUGAGAAAUCAUUCUAUUAUUAUUAUUAUUAUUAUUUGUAGAUUUUUAAAUCUAUUUUUUUCUUUUUUUUUUUGACUGAACAAAUAAUUUGUUUGUUUGGAUGAAUUAGUUUUGACAAUCAUCUCAAGCACAAAAGGACUACGGAAGAAAUUGAUUAGUCAAAUUUAAAUGUGUUGAUAAUAAUUCGUUAAUCAAAACAGCAAAUUUGUUGCAUUUUCGUAUAUUUAGGUGAAAUUUUUAAAGCAUUUUUGACACAAAAGAAUUAAUUGUUUUUUAUGUUUAUAAUACUCGAAGGGCUUAAAUUGAUGUUUCAGUUAAACUAAAAGUUUAACCAAACAUUAAUUUAGGAUCACCACUGAAAGUAUCGUGUUUUCGUGUUUAUUGUAUAACAAUCAGCGGUAUUUUUGUUUGUAAGCUUUUUAUAUUAUUAAAAGAGAGAACCCGAUUUUUUUUUAGCCAGUAAAACUGCAAUAAUUAUUAACUGUUUAUACGCCUAUUACAAUAAAAAAAUCUUAUUUAUA
Messenger RNA from Ceutorhynchus assimilis (cabbage seed weevil), 3701 nucleotides. Lineage: Eukaryota; Metazoa; Arthropoda; Insecta; Coleoptera; Curculionidae. The record is from the annotation of a GenBank genome assembly.